Molecule: messenger RNA, 1454 nt
Organism: Tuber melanosporum (Perigord truffle)
Lineage: Eukaryota; Fungi; Ascomycota; Pezizomycetes; Pezizales; Tuberaceae
Exons: 5
Coding region: 105-1454 (449 amino acids)
Biological process (GO): DNA damage response
Cellular component (GO): nucleus; cytoplasm
Molecular function (GO): phosphatase activity
Source: RefSeq, a predicted model, not a curated record
CAAUUGGAUGCCCUUUUCACGUAGCAACUGUCUAGCAAACUCGAACUCGAAUUUCGGGUAAGCCUUAUUAACUCCAUCAUUUAUCCUCCCAUUGAGUCGCGAUUAUGGAUCCCGGCCUCCCUAAAGAACCAUAUAGGAUCUCGGAUAAGAACUCUUUUGCUUAUGUUUCUGCACGCGACCGAUGGCCCGUGAUAUUGACCCAAGCAGUCGAUGAUGUCUUUAAGCACGGAGAUUCUGAAGAUAGUAACCAUAGACAUGAGGGAAGUAAGAUUAUCAGGCAGAUCGCACAACUUAAGUUUGAGUUACAGCACGAUCGACUCAUAAGACCCUUGGAAGAUGACGGGGGAGAUGAUAUCAAGGGUUAUAAUGAAGAGCUAGAGAAGUUGGGCAAUCCCAAGUGGUUCGAUGCGCCGUGGCUAUUUGCAGAAUGUUACCUGUACCGCCGGUUGAAUACUUUUUUUACCAACAGCAAAACUUGGAAAACUCACGAUGUGUUCCAUGUCCAGAAGGCUACUGCUUUCAGAUCUUCCCGGGCAGCAGUUCUCGAGUUGGCUUCACGAUAUCGGCAGCUAGUCUCUUCUCUCAAGAACUCCGAACAACCCACAGGUACUAAGGAGGCGACGGAGGAAGGGGAGAAGAAGCUUUUCACCGAUAUGUGCGAGAUAUGUCUUUGGGGCAAUGCUACAGAUCUUAGCCUUCUUACCUCUCUCACAUACGCGGAUCUUCAGCAACUGCAGGGGAGUAGAGCACGCAAAGCGGCUAGCAAGUAUAUUCUAGACAGCCAGGUGGACAAGGUGUACGAACUUCUCAAAAAACAGAGGGACGAGGGAAAAGUCGGUAGAGUUGAUAUCGUUUUGGACAAUUCUGGUUUUGAGUUAUUCGUGGACCUGAUUUUUGGCGGAUAUCUUCUGACCGCGGGAUUUGCCACUGAGAUUGUCUUUCAUCCAAAGAGUCUUCCUUGGUUUGUGAGCGACGUGUUGCCGGGCGACUUUACGGAUUUGAUCAACGCUCUGCGGGAUCCUGAAUCCGACCUCAAAUUUCUCUUCUCGGAGUGGAGUGAGCUACACACUAAUGGGAAAUUUCUUUUGCGUCCAAAUCGGUUCUGGACAACGGCCGCCUCUUACUGGAGACUCCCGAGUGCUGCACCGCGACUCUUCGAAGACCUUAAGCAGUCGGAAUUGGUUAUAUUCAAAGGCGACCUUAACUAUCGUAAGCUGACAGCUGACGCAGCCUGGGACCCUACCACCGACUUCUCAGAGGCGAUUGGAGAGCUGGGGAAGCUUGGGAGUGGUGUGAGGGUAUUGGCGCUGAGGACUUGCAAGGCGGACGUGGUGGUGGGGUUAAGCGAGGGAAAGGACUUAGCGCUUAGAAGUGGGGACCCUGAGGAAGGAAAGAGAAAGUGGGCCUGGAGUGGAAAAUGGGCGGUUAUCCAAUUCUGGGACGGCAAACUGUAG